This is a messenger RNA of Daphnia pulex (common water flea), 1538 nucleotides long. RefSeq lists its product as uncharacterized. Gene Ontology annotation, molecular function: peptidase inhibitor activity. The transcript is spliced from 6 exons. The record is from RefSeq and is a predicted model, not a curated record. Gene Ontology annotation, biological process: regulation of cell growth. Lineage: Eukaryota; Metazoa; Arthropoda; Branchiopoda; Diplostraca; Daphniidae. Gene Ontology annotation, cellular component: extracellular region. Bases 755 to 1354 code for a protein of 199 amino acids.
AGGCGACAGCAGCCGACCAGUUAUCAACAACAACAACACACAAAGUUCAAACGGCGACUGUGUUUCUCGCUCCGCCAUUCUUAUGUAAACAGCCAAGUGUCUGACACGGAGCAUCCAGACGCUACGCCGUUGGUGUAGCAGCAGCAGCAGCAGUAGCAAUUUGUGAAUUAUUUAGUUAGAAUCCCGAAAUAAAAUCUUCAACAGAUGUCACUGACCUCUCUCUCGUUUGCUGUUGCCAUCGUUCGGCGGGGGUUGGCUGGGCUGGGUGGGUGUCUCGUUGGCGCUCGCAAAAGUUUCUUGGCAUUGAAUCGCGAGAGAGAGAGAGAUGAUGUGACGUCAUCGUGACACGCCGCUAGGUGGCACUAGAGUGGAAUAACAAAAUUUUUUUUUCUAAAAUACAAAGCGCAACACACGAGAGAGAGAAAAUAAAAAGACCCGAGAGAGAGAGAGAGAGAAAUCUUGGUGAAACAAAAAACAACUCAAAUUCCCGGGAGGGAAUAAAGCGCUUCUUAACGCGCGGGUUUUCGUCAGUUUAGCACGCGGCAUCAUAUCGCACGUUCCCCCCCUCCUUUCAAGCGAAUAAGUCAUUCUGACUUUUCUCUCUCCUUUUUUAUUUUUAAAUUUCGGGAGAGAGGUGCUAAUUAAUAAUCACUCCACACACACAUUCAUCAACGCUACAAUCAACUAAUCAACUAUUAGGAGAAAUCGAGUUUUAAAAGAAACAUUCGCCCGCAUCUUUAAAAACAACCGCGACAUGAUUCGAUUAUCAUCGUCCGUCACGGUGUUUCUCAUCAUCACGAUCCCGCACCUCGUCCUGGCCAGCCCGCUAGACACAUCAGUCGAUAACAGUCAUCACCUCAUGUGGCAGAGCGUCGAGGACGACCUAUCGGCCGAAAUGGAGGAUUACGUCAACGACAACCCUGUCAUCGAAGUGGACGACAGCGGAGUGCCCGUCUGCCCUCCAGUGGUAAACCAUCCGCAGGCUUGUUACGCCAAGAUUUGCCGUUCGGAUAUCGACUGUCUCGGUGGCAAAACCGAGCGCGUCUGCUGUUACAACGGUUGCAUCCGAACGUGCAUGAUCAAAGUGAAACCGCCGCCUUUCUUUGAUUACGAGGACACCCACAGCGAUUCUCAUCACCAAUCAGAUGUCGGGAUCGGUCAAAAUAUCCGAGCCGGAUCGGCGGAAGUGGCCGAAUUCCAGCGACCGGCGAUUGUGUUGACUCUACCGGGCGGAUGCCACCUCACCCAGGAGCAGUACGACACUUAUCAAAAAUUCCAAGUCUCUCCCAACGUUCGACAAUGUUACUGCCUGGCGGGGGACGUCUUUUGCCAAAUCAAUCCGAAGGCACCUUGAUCGAUGAGCGGAGCAACAUUUCCUUCGUUUUUUUUUUAUUGUUAUUAUGAUUCCCCCCCACUCCCUUUUAAUUCAUGCCAUACUUACACAUAUCCGUCAUAUUCAUAAACGAAACACAAACUCGCAUAAACAGAUAAAAAAGAAAAAAAAAAUGGAAGAGAAAAAAUGUCAAACAGGUAAAAUA